AUGUGGAAGGUGACUGUCCUGUUGGUCCUGCUGGUGCUCUGCCCUGGUGGGGACGGGCUGUUCCGCUCCUUAUACAGUAAUGCCCUGGUUUCCCUGCCGAAUAAGGGAGAUGCAGGGCAGCCGUUACUUCUCAGUCCCUAUGUUGAAGCUGGGAAAUUCAAACAAGGGAGACAAUUAAGUGCGGUGGCUCCUUUCCCAGGACAGAAUGCGGAGAGCUACGCCGGCUUCCUCACUGUGAACAGCACUUACAACAGCAACCUCUUCUUCUGGUUCUUCCCAGCCCUGGUAGAUCCAGAGAGUGCUCCAGUGGUUCUAUGGCUGCAGGGCGGGCCGGGAGGCUCAUCCAUGUUUGGACUCUUUGUGGAACAUGGACCUUUUUUUGUCACAAAGAACCUGACCUUGCGUGCCCGAGACUUUCCUUGGACCAACACCCUGUCCAUGCUCUACAUCGAUAAUCCAGUGGGCACAGGUUUCAGCUUUACUGAUGACCCCCAGGGAUAUGCAGUCACCGAGGAUGAUGUGGCGCAAGACUUAUUCAGCGCCCUGAUCCAGUUCUUCCAAUUGUUCCCUGAAUACCAAGAGAAUGACUUCUAUGCCACUGGAGAGUCUUAUGCAGGCAAGUAUGUGCCGGCCAUCGCACACUACAUCCACAUGCUCAACCCCAUCCUGUCGGUGAAGAUCAACCUGAAAGGAAUCGCUAUUGGAGAUGCAUAUUCCGAUCCUGAAUCAAUCAUAGGCGGCUAUGCAUCAUUCCUGUUCCACAUUGGCUUGCUGGAUGAGAGGCAGAGAAAGUACUUCCAGAAGCAGAGCAAGAAGUGCAUGAAAUACAUCAAGGAGGAGAAGUGGCUUCAAGCCUUUGAAGUGAUGGAUGAACUACUAGAUGGUGACUUAACAGACUCUUCUUACUUCCAGAAUGUUACAGGAUGUUCUAACUACUAUAACAUUCUACAGUGCACGGAACCCAAGGACCAAAGUUACUAUGGGCAAUUCUUGUCCCUCUCAGAAGUGAGACGAGCCAUCCAUGUAGGGAACCGGACUUUUAAUGAUGGAUCCAAAGUUGAAAAGUACUUGCGAGAAGACACAAUGAAGUCAGUCAAGCCAUGGUUAACUGAAAUCAUGAAUCACUACAAGGUGCUCAUCUACAACGGCCAGCUGGACAUCAUCGUGGCAGCUGCCCUGACAGAGCGCUCCCUGAUGGCCAUGAGCUGGAAAGGAUCUCGGGAAUACAAGAAGGCAGAAAGAAAAAUUUGGAAGAUCUUUAAGUCUGAUAAGGAAGUGGCUGGUUACGUGCGGCAAGUGGGUAACUUCCAUCAGGUCAUUGUUCGAGGUGGAGGACACAUUUUACCCUAUGACCAGCCUCUGAGAGCUUUCGACAUGAUCAAUCGAUUCAUUUUUGAUAAAGGGUGGGAUCCUUAUUGA
Pipistrellus nathusii (Nathusius's pipistrelle) is the source of this 1419-nucleotide messenger RNA. The record is from the annotation of a GenBank genome assembly. Lineage: Eukaryota; Metazoa; Chordata; Mammalia; Chiroptera; Vespertilionidae.